CUCUAAUUGUAAUAAUCUUUAUGCUUGGAUUUUUUGAGAUAGGAGUUAACGCAAGUCGUCUCAUUAUUGAAAAAUCGAAACGAAAGUUGGAAGAUUAUGAUAUUGAUACAAUAGGCGUAAAUAAUAGAGUUAUAUUGGCAGGGAUUUUACAAAAUAGAUUAGAUAAAGAAACGUUAGAACAAAAUUGUAAUUAUUACAUUUAUUCAAAACUUACCUUUUUGAACCAAGAUAUAUCAAAUACUGAAACUGCCAGCACUAAUUCAGAUUUAAAACAAGUUUUAGCUU
Funneliformis geosporum is the source of this 285-nucleotide messenger RNA. The record is from the annotation of a GenBank genome assembly. Lineage: Eukaryota; Fungi; Glomeromycota; Glomeromycetes; Glomerales; Glomeraceae.